AUGGUGGAAAAGGAUUUUUGUCAUUCCUGUUUGACAGCAGUGAGGGUACUACGAGUUUCUCUAGUGGAUGAACUAGAAGGACACAUUGACUCUCUGAUAGAAGUUUUAGUGUGUCGGGAAGUCUUCACUCGAGAUGAUCGCGAAGAAGUGUUGUGUCAGCCAGGACCCCGGGCAAGAGUGAGAAAAGUGCUGGAUAUCCUGGAGUGCAAAGGCGAGGAAGCAGCUAAGAUUUUUCUUGCUGUCAAAAGUCAUUAUCAGUACUCCAAAGAAGUGAACACAGAUCCACCUCAGUCCAAAGAGUACAACAAAGUCAAACAAAAGCACAAAGAUGUUCUCAGGCGCAGGAGUGAGAGCAUGCUUUUCUACAACACCCGGCACGGAGAGAAAAUCCUGUUUUCUGAGCAUUACGUCAAUCUUCUCUUAGUUGACGGACACCAGGGCUUAGAAAAUAAAAGACACGAGGUGCUGACCUUUGGACAAAAGCGACUGUGUCUGCAACAGAAGUCAGCGGUGCAUAAGAAAAUCACACCGGCUGAACUGUUUUCAGCUGCAAAGGCAGUUCGUCGAGUCAGGAAGGUUCUGGUGUCUGGGGUGGCCGGAAUCGGAAAAACUAUCCUGGUGCAGAAGAUGUUGUUCGAUUUCGGGGGAAACAAGGACCACCUUGCAUUUGACUUCAUCAUACACAUGACCUUUAGAGACUUGAAUCUGAUUGACAAACCCACAAACCUCCGAGAGUUAAUCUUGCGCAAAAACAGGCACCUUGCUAAAGAACUGGAUAACAUCUUGGCAAAUGACAACAAACUGCUGAUCAUCCUGGAUGGCUUUGAUGAAUUCAGACACUGCAGGAGCUGUGACAUGGACGUGUUUGUGACUGAGCCAGAUGAAGAUGCAGAGGUUGAGGAGGUCAUUGGGAGCUUGAUGCAGGGUGAACUACUAUCAAACGCUUCUGUAUUGCUCACAAGUCGGCCUGUAGCAAUCAGCUACAUCCCUGUGGGCUGCAUUGACCGCUUUGUGCUCAUUACAGGGUUCUCCUUAGCCGAAGUUCAGGACUUCUUCUUAUGUUAUUUCCAAGACAGUACCCUUGCUGACCGCAUGUUCUCAGUUGUAUCUGCAAAUGAACUAAUGCUGACACUGUGCUACAUACCUGCAUUUUGCUACAUUGUUUGCUGCAUCCUCAAAGAGAGCAAAGACCUCUGUGGAGAAACCCCCAAGACCAUGACGGAUAUUUAUGUGCAAUACUUGGUGGCUUUGCUUCGGUCUCAUACCCAAGCAAGAGUUGAACCAUGUCUUCAAGACCAAAGAGCGGGGUCAGUCCAGCAGCUGUCUGAUACUGUUUUAAAGCUAGGUCGACUUGCCUUCCAAAAGCUAAUGGAGCAUCAGACAUUAUUCUAUAGCAGUGACCAAGAGGUUGCAGCAUUAGAAGGUUGCAGCCUCGUUAGUACCUUCCUUGACAAGACAAUUGCACAAGAACCCGGCUGCACUGAAGAGGUUUACUCCUUUGCUCAUCUUACUAUUCAAGAGUUCUUUGCUGCACUUUACUGUGCGGUGACAGAUCACCCUUUGCCUGAUGCACUUCACUGCACAUCAAGUCCUAGAGAGGAAUCAAGCAGUGGAAACUUGGACCUUUUCAGCCGCUUCCUGUCUGGAAUCCUCUCUGAACGCAAUACCAGCUUGCUGUCAAGGCAGGUGGGGAUAUGUUGCCACAAAGAAAAAGUGGAUGCUCAUCGACACAAAAUCAUCAGAGAAGUGAGAAUGCUCUGUGAAAAUGGAGCCCACAUCCUAAACCAUUUACACUGCCUGUUUGAGCAACAGGACCCUUCCUUAGCCCUUGAAAUGCAACCAAAUAUGCUACGAGUUAAUGUUAGCGAUGAAACGCUCUCUCAAAUGGACUAUAAUGCCAUCAAGUACUUCCUGAACCUCACCAAGGGUAAGAUAUCAGAGCUGGAUCUUACUGGGACUGGAAUAAGCUGUGAUACACUAAGAGAUAUUCAACAUCUUUUGCACAGAUGUGAGAGUCUUUGGCUUGGAGAAAACAACCUUGAUAUGGAAACAGUUCAGGUCAUUGCUAAUGUGCUGCAGGAGUCAGAAAGCAUCAUGUACCUUGGACUUGGGUGGACAAACAUAGGUGACGAUGCACUUCUGGUCCUUUCCAGUGCCAUACGGGUGAAAAAAAAGCUUCAGGAAUUGUGGAUGGAGGGCAACCGUGUGAGCCACAAAGGUCUGUUGUCACUGAGGGACUUGAUCCCAGAUCCUCUGAAAAAAGUUGUGGCCAUAUGGAAUGACCUGACUGACACAGAGCCAGAGUGCGUGCAGACCAAGGACAACGUCACUGUGAAUUUCACAGAUGAUGCCAUGUGGGAAGAGUGGGGGAAAUGGGUUUUCAAAAGGUGUGAGGUCACCAGCAAUGAGAAGUUAGUGAUGGUACUCCACAAAGUGUGCAACAUAUCGACCCACUGCUUAGAAGCCCAGUGGGCGAAGACCUUCUACAAUCAACUUUCGCAGCUCAUCAAGAGCAGAAUUGAGAGCUGCACUGAGGAGGACGUGUGCAAGAAGCUCAAACAGUUUGACAGCAUUUUGAACCUGUGA
Molecule: messenger RNA, 2586 nt
Organism: Archocentrus centrarchus (flier cichlid)
Lineage: Eukaryota; Metazoa; Chordata; Actinopteri; Cichliformes; Cichlidae
Product: NACHT, LRR and PYD domains-containing protein 3-like
Exons: 6
Coding region: 1-2586 (861 amino acids)
Biological process (GO): regulation of apoptotic process
Cellular component (GO): cytoplasm
Source: RefSeq, a predicted model, not a curated record